CCCUCCUCCUCGAAUGUGAAAACUACUGAAGUAUGUAGAUGAAAGGGGGGAAGUCUCUCUGUGUCAGAUCCAAUUCAAAUCUCCAUAUUGGGAACAGCUGGACCACGGUUGCUAAGGUCCUACCGUCAUCCCUCCAGGACCUCCACGGAACGGAGAGACAGCGGAGAUCAAUCCUCUAAGAUGUUCAUUUGGACCAGCGGCCGGAGCUCCACGUCAUACAGGCAUGACGAGAGAAGAAAUAUUUACCAAAAAAUCAGGGAUCAUGAUCUACUGGACAAAAGGAAAACAGUCACCGCUCUGAAAGCAGGAGAAGACCGGGCCAUACUCCUCGGACUGACGAUGAUGGUGUGUUCCAUUAUGAUGUACUUCCUUCUGGGAAUCACGCUGCUGAGGUCAUACAUGCAGAGUGUUUGGACAGAAGAGACGCAGUGCACGCUCCUCAACGCCUCCAUCACAGAAACGUUUAACUGCUCGUUCAACUGUGGUCCGGACUGCUGGAAACACUCUCAGUACCCCUGCCUGCAAGUGUAUGUUAACGUAACAUCUUUGGGACAAAGGUAUCUACUAUACCACACAGAGGAGACAAUGAAAAUUAAUUCUGAGUGUUCUUACAUACCCAAGUGCGGCAAGAACUUUGAGGAGUCUCUGUCUCUCGUGAAUGUCGUCAUGGAAAACUUCAAGAAGUACCAGCACUUCUCGUGUUUUUAUGACCCGGAAGGGGUCCAGAAGAAUGUGCUGCUAACCAAACUUUACAGCUCCAACGUGCUGUUCCACUCACUCUUUUGGCCGUCGUGCAUGAUGGUGGGGGGCCUCGCGAUCGUUGCCAUGGUCAAACUGACCCAGUACUUAUCCCUGCUCUGUGAGAGGAUCCAGCGGAUCAACAGAUAGAAGCAGAAAGCCUGCUUCCUGGAUUGCUUUACAGUGAAAAUACUGGGGGGGGGGGGUUCAUUCUUCACCAAAGAACCUUAAGUUUGUAACGUGUACGUCUGUUCUAAGUUCCUUAUAUUUUUAUGAAGUAGAGCAAUAAUGAAAAAGGCUGUUCUAUAUGCAAACGUGAUGCUAUGAUUAUGCAGAGGAUGCGAGAAGGAACCACCGUUUGCGUUGACCGUCCGUACGAUCUUGAUUUUAUGCUGCAACUUAGUCCUCCUUUCUUUCUCGUUUU
Messenger RNA from Euleptes europaea (tarantolino), 1162 nucleotides. It is a transcript of the gene KCNMB2, whose product is annotated as potassium calcium-activated channel subfamily M regulatory beta subunit 2. The transcript has 5 exons. Gene Ontology annotation, molecular function: calcium-activated potassium channel activity; potassium channel regulator activity. Gene Ontology annotation, biological process: detection of calcium ion; potassium ion transport. NCBI's taxonomy places the organism in Eukaryota, Metazoa, Chordata, Lepidosauria, Squamata, Sphaerodactylidae. The record is from RefSeq and is a predicted model, not a curated record. Bases 181 to 888 code for a protein of 235 amino acids. Gene Ontology annotation, cellular component: voltage-gated potassium channel complex; membrane.